Molecule: messenger RNA, 3581 nt
Organism: Exaiptasia diaphana
Lineage: Eukaryota; Metazoa; Cnidaria; Anthozoa; Actiniaria; Aiptasiidae
Exons: 6
Coding region: 129-2237 (702 amino acids)
Cellular component (GO): Golgi cisterna membrane
Molecular function (GO): acetylgalactosaminyltransferase activity
Source: RefSeq, a predicted model, not a curated record
AGACUAAGCCCUUCCCUUCAUAAACUCUUGUUGCUCAACGUUGAUGACCACGUUGUCGGUGUUCAGCGCUACAAACGGAUAACAGAGCAUACCAAGAUCAUAAGAUUGAAACAUAAAUAGCACUAAAGAUGUUGAGAAUUAUCCGAAACAAAUUUAGAAGACAUCACAGAGUUUUCAUUUAUUUUCUUAUAAUAAUCGUGCUGUGUGUCUUUAUACACAGCAAUCUGAACUCAGGGCAAAUCAUUGCUGCAAGGGAUCCCAUUGCAUUUGCAAAUGUAUUCCAAAAAAUCAACUUUACAAGAUUAGAAUUGAGUGACGUAUCAUUUGAUACAACAAUACAACCUUAUACUGGCAUUAUUCAAGAAAUUGAAACAACUGUAGAAUCAAUAACUAAUAAUUAUACAAUUAAUACAACUACAUCUAUGCCUGUUACAACUACAAACCCAGGUGCAUACAGAGUUGGUCAUGUUCAUUCUCAUUUAUGGAGGUCAAUAUGUACUGUAAAUACACCUAGUCUUGUACAACAUCCAUUAUUUCCACUUUGGCCAAGUGCCCGUGGUCACCCAGAGAUGCCUGAUGAACUUGAAUCGGUUAUGUCUGAUCCCUGGUCUGCGCAAAGGAUUACUGGACUGCUAUAUCCCCCUGUUUCUGGGAAGUAUAGAUUUAAGAUAUAUUCUGACACGUUAUCAGAGUUUUGGUUAAGUUCAAGUGAAGAGCCUGGGAAAACAAAGUUAUUAGCGCGAAACAAUCGAAAUAUAAUCCAUAGUAUAGAGUUUGAAAAAGGACCACUUAUUCCAGUUUCAAAAAGAGUUCAUCUACGUCAUGGUCAAGCAUAUUUUUUUGAUAUUCUACACGGAGUCAACAAUGCAGGGGAAAAAAGGGUCCGCAUUCGGUGGAUGUUGCCCAGAGCCAAGAUUUUCACAGGAAUCCCAAAGACUGCAGUGUCUACAUAUCUAAGCAAAGAUGACAGCUUAGACCCAGUAGCAAGGAGAUAUCUUCUAAGUUCAGCCAGUCUUGCCAACAGUGAACAAGUGUUGAAAAGUGCAAGGAUGUAUCAUUGGGAAAAUAAGAAUUUUUCAAAGCCUUUUCGACCGUAUUCAUCCUACAACCGUGAAAAUUUAUUCACCGUGAAAUUUGCUAAUCGCUGGCAAAUUAUGUCAGUAUUUAAAGAAUGUGAGUAUGCUCCAAGUUACACAAAGAAAAGAAAGUUUAAGCGAUUUGAAGGUGUUCAUCACACACAUUACACCGAUGUGUUUCCUUAUGAUGAGUCCGGUGGGAAGUGGUGGUCUGAGAAUGCUCCAAAACCUGUAGAUGCUGCUGGUAAUGCAGUUGUCAGUGAAAAGGAUGUUAUUGAUAUUGUCAAGAAGUUUAUGGCGGCAGUUGAGGCCGAAUUUCCCGGCGAAUAUAUCCUCGCUAAUGUUAUCAACUUGGAGCGCAAUGUUGACAAAGAGUAUGGUAAACGUUUCUUCCUGGAGUUGUUGCUAAUUGAGACCAGAACAAAACAGUUACAAAGAAUAUCAGAGUUUGUGUAUCAAUUAAAAAGCAAUCCUAACACCCUUUGUAAGCCUAAGGGUUUGAAAUGGUCUCCAAGGGUUACUGUAAAUGUUAUUUUAACAACAAAGAAUCAAGGACCUUGGGUWAUCCAUUAUAUCAAGAAUAUGGCAGAGAUUGUUCAUGCUACAAGCGAUGAUAAUGUGCAUUUUAUUGUAGUGGACUAUGGAAACAAUGGUGUUGAUGUGGCUGGAGAAUUUAGAAAAUAUAAUGUGACAAACUUUACAAUAAUGAAAAAAGAAGGGAAGUUCCAUAAAACAUUGGCAAUAGAUGAAGCAGCCAAGUCUGUCAAAGAUGACAACAGUAUUGUAUUUCUAACUGAUCUCCACCUUAAUGCACCUCACAGUCUGUUUGAAAAUGUUAGAAAACACACAGUUCAAGGGAAAAUGACAUUCACGCCAGUAGUUUUUCGUCUGUCUAAAUGUGCUCGUCCUGAUAGCUAUUAUAAUACAACAACAGCGAGUGGAUUUUGGGAAGGUUUUGGAUAUGGAAUAUUUAGUACCUACAAGAGUGACUGGAAAGCCUUUGGAGGGGUUAACGUCACUCAAUUCAAACACAAAUGGGGCGGUGAAGAUUGGGAAAUGGUGGACAGAGUCUUAGCCAAAGGAUACGAAAUAGAAAGAAUACGACUUCCUUACUUUUACCACUUUUAUCAUGAUAAAACUGGAAUGUGGAAUCAAGCAUAAAGUUGGUAAACCAUUUAAUAGAGUGCUUACAGUAUUUCCAUGAAAUAAAAUCUAAAUAGUUACUACCUAAUAGUUCUUGUUUAGUGACUAUUAUUAGAGAGGUUUAGCAUGACGUUCACGGCAAACAGCAGAAAAGAUCACAUGAUCUGCUUUUUUGGAGUUUAACGUUACAGCUUCAAUGCCAGAGUGGGCUAUUUUGGGGUUGACAUAAUCGUGAAAAGUCGCUCUUUCCAAUGACUACCUAAAGCACAAGGUCAGGCAUGAAAUUCUUAGGUCAUUGCUUCAGCUCUGCCAUUAGUCAUUUGCCGUUAACGUGAUGCUUAAACUUUCUAAUGACUAUCAUUCAACUGGAACAGUCUUAGUAACAAUUGUACAUUCUGUACACUUGGGAAAAUGAAUACAAAGGAAAUUAUAACUAACAUCUACAUGUACUGUUCCAGUUUAGUGAUUGCAACUACACUGUAAUAGUCACUAAAUAAGAACUAUUAGGUAGUAACUAUUUAGAUUUUAUUUCAUGGACAUAGUGUAAAGCACUCUAAAUCUUUAAAUCUUUAAAUCAAUAUUAUACUUUCUAUCAUAAUAAAGAUUGCAUGAAUACAGUAAAGAAAUUCAAUCAACAAAUAGGAAUAAUAUAAUGAUAUAUAUGAUAUAUUAUGAUAUGAGAGUUUGUCAUAAUCUCUAUAUAGAGCGGAUUUCGUAUGAGUGGGAAACGGACGGUACUGUACUGUGUCCGUAAUCGUACUGUAACCAAAUUCUAGUGCCCCAUUGAUUCACCAAAAUUCUGCAGGCCAGGUGCGGUAACUGUACGGUAACCGUGCGGUAACGGUGUCCCACUCAUACGAAAUCCGCUCUAGUAUAUGUAAGUGAUUGUCAGUGACUGACAAGAUCUUUUUGAAAACCCUUGAAAUAUUGUGCUUAUAGUAUUUAUUUUCUGUUUUUACUUUGAUAGAAUGAUCCACAUUUACAGCUUCUUUUACAUUAAGAUAAAAUACAAAAAAUCAGAUUUAUUUAUAAGAGCGAGAUAUUUUAACUCUGAAACAAAAGUAAUGAUUAUUAAUUAUUGCUUAUUAUUAAUUAUUGAUUAUUAUUAUUAUUGCUCUGGCAUUUAUUUUAUAUUAUAUUCAUUAAUAAUAUUAUGCAUUAUUCAAUACAAUACAGAGCUUCCUUAAACUAGACUGUCCUAUAUUUACUGUAAACUAGACCUGGUCAACCUCUACCAACUGGUCACCUGUUUUUUUUCCCUGGACAGACUGUUUAAUAGAGGUUCAAUUGUAUUAAUCAUUAUAAAAUUUUUGAUAUAUAACGCGCGCUCUGAUUGGCUGAAGACCGUGUUUAUAUCAGAGG